AUGGAAGGUUCUGCGAGUAGUCGGCCUGCUGCGGGGUCCCUUCCUCGCGGUGUUUCUGUGAGCGCGUCUCUCUGCCGUGCCGCUGUGCUGGCGCCUUCCCUCAGUGCUGGCGCUGCCAGCCUGCAUGCUGACGUGGACACGCAACGAUCUCGCAGUCACAGCGCGUUUGAUGCGGCUGGUGGAACGGUGGUGUUCGGAGGGGAAGGGGAUGGUGCUUCCAGGGCGUACCUGAUGGUUUUCUUUUCGUAUCGGCUUACGUCGCAAGCGCAUCGAACUGUUGCUCUAUGUGGUGCAACACGGAUACAUGUGAUGUCUGCACUUGCCAGGCAUUGGUUGGCUGCCAGGGCAGCAGUCUGCAGCAUCCAAAGGGCCCCUCUGGAGCUCUGUGCAUUGCGGCUGCAGCAAGAGGAGCUGAGGAGGGAGAUGCACGUGUUGGUGCAGCAGUUGGGGCGAGAGAAGGAUGGAGAACGAGGAAUGGAAGAAAUUCGGAGGGAGGUGCAGGUGGCGAGGGAGGAGAGAGCAGGCGAUGCGAUAAGUCUGGCUGGAAAGUUGGACGAGAUGAGUGAGCAGUGGAGGCGGGAUUUGGAUUAUCAGAUGAGCGGAUUGAGACGAGUGCUAGAAGGGACAAUGAGGGACGUGAGGGUGGGAUGGGAAGAAGGGGCGGACGAGGUGAGGAGGGUGAUGGAACAGGUUGAAGAGGUGGGGCAGCGGUGGGGGCGGGGAUUGGAUGAGGAGGUGAGAAAGGUGGUAGGGAAGAUGGAAGAUACACAGCAAAGGAUGGCGCAGCGGUGGAGGGAGGAGUUGAAUGGUGAAACGGCCUCCUCAUCCGUGGGCAGAGCGGUAGAGGAGCUGGACAGAACAAGGAGUGAGGUGUUGGUGGCAUUGGAGGCAAGGGCAUGUGAGAUGCGAGAGGUGGUGGGGAAGAUGGAAGAGUUUAAGCAUUCAUUGCUACGAGAAGUGAGGAGGGAGAGGGAGCAGGCUGAGAAGGCAAGGAGGGAGAAGGAGAGGAAAGAGAAGGAGCGGGCAGAGAAGGAGAGGAAAGAGAAGGAGCGGGCAGAGAAGGAGAGGAAAGAGAAGGAGCGGGCAGAGAAGGAGAGGAAAGAGAAGGAGCGGAAAGAGAAGGAGAGGAAAGAGAAGGAGCGGGAAGAGAAGGAGAGGAAAGAUAAGGAGAGGAAAGAGAAGGAGAGGAAAGAGAAGGAGAGGAAAGAGAAGGAGAAGAAAGAGAAGGAGAGGGAGAGGAAAGAGAAGGAGCGGGAAGAGAAGGAGAGGAAAGAGAAGGAGAGGAAAGAGAAGGAGCGGGAAGGGAAGGAGAGGAAAGAGAAGGAGAGGAAAGAGAAGGAGAGGAAAGAGAAGGAGCGGGCAGAGAAGGAGAGGAAAGAGAAGGAGCGGAAAGAGAAGGAGAGGAAAGAGAAGGAGCGGGAAGAGAAGGAGAGGAAAGAUAAGGAGAGGAAAGAGAAGGAGAGGAAAGAGAAGGAGAGGAAAGAGAAGGAGAAGAAAGAGAAGGAGAGGGAGAGGAAAGAGAAGGAGCGGGAAGAGAAGGAGAGGAAAGAGAAGGAGAGGAAAGAGAAGGAGCGGGAAGAGAAGGAGAGGAAAGAGAAGGAGAGGAAAGAGAAGGAGAGGAAAGAGAAGGAGCGGGCAGAGAAGGAGAGGAAAGAGAAGGAGAGGAAAGAGAAGGAGCGGGCAGAGAAGGAGAGGAAAGAGAAGGAGAGGAAAGAGAAGGAGAGGGCCGAGAAGGAGCAGGCAGAGCAAGCACAAAGGCAGAACGAGAGGCCGGGGGAAGCACGGAGAAUGAAGAGGAAGGCAAGGCGAGCACAAAAGGAAAGGGAGAAGGCACAGCAACGGCCAAAGCUUAGGUCGAAGCAGCUGCUGGAUUGCAUUCAAUAUUACUUUCCACCUGGGGACUACGAGUAUCAACAACUGACCGAGGAAAGGCAGAAAAGAUUGGAGAAGUGGCAAUUGGCAGAGGAUUUUGAGAAUUGUUUUGAGCGAGCACAGGGGAAGAGAGCAGGGAAUGUGGCAAAGGCGAAGGAGCGUAGUUGCUUGCCAUGCACCUGA
This is a messenger RNA of Closterium sp. Yama58-4, 2055 nucleotides long. The record is from the annotation of a GenBank genome assembly. Lineage: Eukaryota; Viridiplantae; Streptophyta; Zygnematophyceae; Desmidiales; Closteriaceae.